Anneissia japonica is the source of this 583-nucleotide messenger RNA. Its product is annotated as histone H3.v1-like. The coding region runs from base 83 to 565 and encodes 160 amino acids. The record is from RefSeq and is a predicted model, not a curated record. The transcript has 3 exons. NCBI's taxonomy places the organism in Eukaryota, Metazoa, Echinodermata, Crinoidea, Comatulida, Comatulidae.
AACAGAGACACUGUUAAGUUAUAAACACGCAAUACGAAUAUUAUUGCGUUUAACGUACGUUCCAAAGUAUUUUAUUGGAUUUAUGGGGAAGAUACGCGAUUUUCAAAUUGUCAUCGACAAACGUAGGCCUACUGGUGAUGAGCAUGUUUUUCAACCAGGCGAUAUCCUAUGUGGAGUGGUCGUUGUACACCUAAAUGAGCCUUCAAAAAUUGCGAAACUAGAGAUUGACAUCUGUGGUAAAUCUAGUGUGAAUGUUGAAAACGAACAUGACAUAGAGUGCGACGUGGAAGAUGAACAAGAAAACGAGGAAAAGGAUAUGACCAAGGCGACUGAGACAAAAAAGCAAAAACAAAACAAGCCAAAAGUGGAGAAAAAAGUAAUGGAAGACAAUGAAGAGGAGGAAGAAUGUGAAGAUAGUGAGGAGGAGGAAGAGGAAGAAUAUGAUCCGGAUGAGUGGCAUUUCCGAGAUAGCCAAGUUCUCUGGGGAGGGCGACGUGGACCAACGAAAAAAAUGCCUAUUGGUCGAAAUGAAAUACGAUUUGAAUUUAAAAUUCCAAACGGGUAAGUUGAACAAUUUGCAGUU